UCACAAAAUGUCGACGUGUUGGUCCUGUCUGAUUCUGGUCGCAUCAUGGAUUUGUUUUCAAACACACUCAGUGUCAGGAGCCUGCACACCAGGAACGUAUGGUUUGGACUGUAGCUACACCUGCCACUGUAGUACUAACUGCAAUGACGUCACAGGCUGUUUCGGCAGCUGCCAAAGAGGAUGGUCUGGACUCAAAUGCAAUAAUGAAAAUAUAGCUCUCGGUAAAUUAACCAGUCAGAGUUCUCACUAUUCAACAUGGAUAAAAUCGUCACGUGCUGUAGAUGGGAGUCUCAAAACACUUUUUACUCAAAAUUCGUGUAUACACACAGCGCUUGGAUAUCCGUUCACCUGGUGGCAGGUAGACCUAGGCAGUGAAUUCUAUAUACACAAAUUAGCCAUUUACUUCAGAACAGAAGGUAAGUUCACUUAUUGAAUACAAAACUGGAUAAAAACUUACUACAUACACAAGUU
Messenger RNA from Gigantopelta aegis, 471 nucleotides. RefSeq lists its product as uncharacterized. Lineage: Eukaryota; Metazoa; Mollusca; Gastropoda; Neomphalida; Peltospiridae. Bases 8 to 433 code for a protein of 141 amino acids. The record is from RefSeq and is a predicted model, not a curated record. The transcript has 3 exons.